Vicia faba (fava bean) is the source of this 951-nucleotide messenger RNA. The record is from the annotation of a GenBank genome assembly. NCBI's taxonomy places the organism in Eukaryota, Viridiplantae, Streptophyta, Magnoliopsida, Fabales, Fabaceae.
AUGAGGUGCAAUCAUCAUGUUCGUUUGAAUUGUGGCAUUACAAUGCCCCUCAUUGGAUUUGGCACUUAUUCAUAUCCAAAUGAUCACAAGACAACACAAAUUGCUGUCCACAAUGCCCUUGAGUUGGGUUAUAGGCAUUUUGAUACAGCAAAAAUUUAUGGUUCUGAGCCAGCAUUGGGCAAAGCCUUAAACAAGGCAAUUUAUAUGGGAGAAGUAGAGAGGGAAGAGAUUUUCUUGACAUCCAAAUUGUGGGGAAGUGAUCACCAUGAUCCUGUAUCCGCAUUGAAACGAACUCUAAAGAAUCUGGACAUGGAAUAUCUGGAUAUGUAUCUAGUGCACUGGCCAGUGAAGUUAAAACCAUGGGUUAACUAUCCUGUUCCUAAUGAAGAUGACUUUGAAAAUUUGGAUCUUGAAACAACAUGGGCAGGGAUGGAAAAAUGUCUUGAAAUGGGACUUUGUAGGUCCAUUGGUGUUAGUAAUUUCUCUAGCAGCAAGAUUGAAUGGCUAUUAGAUUUUGCUAAUAUAUCCCCAGCUGUUAACCAGGUGGAAAUGCAUCCAAUGUGGAGGCAGAGAAAGCUAAGAAAGACAUGUGGAAAGCAUAACAUCCAUGUAAGUGCUUAUUCACCACUUGGUGGACCAGGAAAUGCAUGGGGAUCUACAGCUGUUGUUAAUCAUCCAAUUAUACAAUCAAUUGCCUUCAAACACAAUGCAACUCCACCACAGGUUGCAUUGAAAUGGGGGCUAUUAAAUGGGUCAAGUGUGAUUGUGAAGAGCUUCAAUGAUGAAAGAAUGGAGGAAAAUAUAGGAUCAUUUGAUCUAAAUUUGGAUGAUGAAGAUAUGUUAGAGAUUGAGAAAAUGGAAGAAAUGAAGAUAAUGAGAGGGGAAUUUCAUGUCAAUGAAACCACAAGUCCCUACAAAACAAUUGAACAACUUUGGGAUGAUGAAAUUUGA